CAGCUACGAGGAGUCACCGAACAACAACAAAUUCAACAACCCUUUCCGACAACCCACCGAACUCAACAAUCACCAUGUAUACCGUAGUAGGAAGCAUCUUAAUCGCCAUCCUUUCGGCUGCAUCAGCUGCACCUUCGGGUUGGGCACCCGGUGCAGCCCUUGCUGGGCCAGUACUCGGUGCGGCGGCACUAGCUGGCCCAGCUUUGGGUCCAGCAGCCCUUGCGGGACCAGUCGUUGGACCUGCUCGAAUAUCCGGAGCAGUUGACGGAGGUGCCGUUGUCACUGGUUCCGUUGCCGGACCAUCUGUAGUUUCUGGCAGCGUUGCACCAGGUACUGCAGUUCUUGGAGCCGCCUAUGGAUGGCCAGCUGCUGCAGCUCCAGCUUCCCUUCUUGGUCUCGGAUGGCCUGGUGCGGUUCUUGCCGGUCCAGCGGUCGGACCUGCUGCCCUUGCCGGUCCUGUUGCUGCUCCAGCACUCAUCGCUGGACCCUCCGGUAGCAUCGCAGCCGGACCUGCUGGUCUCGGUGGAGUGGUUCGCGGAUACGCCGGUCACUAUUAGUUUCAACUUGGUUACCCAAUAACACCAACGACUCUCGACUGAUCUCUCAUAUGACUUAUGCCAAUUUAAGAUCGAACGCAACGUGAUCUCCGUCAUUAUACCGCAAAUACCUCCCUAUCGUUCGAACCUCUUAUAUGUUUUAUGUACAUAACAAAACGUUCAUAUAUUAUGCAAACAUAAUAAAAAUAUAA
Polistes canadensis is the source of this 748-nucleotide messenger RNA. RefSeq names its product dirigent protein 10-like. The transcript is spliced from 2 exons. Lineage: Eukaryota; Metazoa; Arthropoda; Insecta; Hymenoptera; Vespidae. Bases 75 to 557 code for a protein of 160 amino acids. The record is from RefSeq and is a predicted model, not a curated record.